Molecule: messenger RNA, 5668 nt
Organism: Boleophthalmus pectinirostris (great blue-spotted mudskipper)
Lineage: Eukaryota; Metazoa; Chordata; Actinopteri; Gobiiformes; Gobiidae
Gene: lnpep
Product: leucyl/cystinyl aminopeptidase
Exons: 23
Coding region: 517-3570 (1017 amino acids)
Biological process (GO): peptide catabolic process; proteolysis
Cellular component (GO): cytoplasm
Molecular function (GO): metalloaminopeptidase activity; peptide binding; zinc ion binding
Source: RefSeq, a predicted model, not a curated record
GAGUCCAAUGGUGUUUCAGCCGAUGGGAGCUUGUCAACAACUGCUCUGAGGCAGCAAAAGUGUCAUUUGGCUUGGGGCAACUUUGCUCAGACCUAUACUCACAUUUUCGCUUAAAGGCUUCUGCAAUCAUUAGUUUAAUGAUGCUGGAUUAGUCCGGUAAAGUGAGCUAAAGCGAUUAAGUCAUAGAUAUAUACCAAGCUCUUUAAAUGUCUGACAGUGAGGUACAGUUGUCAGAAGUUGGCUAGUUCCGAGCUAGCUUCACCUGCUAACGCCAUUGGACAGGCAGGAUUCAUUUAUUCUAGCAGAUUUACUAAGCUGUUUGUUCUUUACAAUCUUAAAGCAUAGGGGGACCUACCAUGGAUCCAUUUGACAGUCGCAAUUCAGAUUAGUCAUGGGUUUGACUGCAGCAGACAUCCACACUCCAUCGCCUUUAUAGGUACAUGACGCAUGAGCCUUAUCUAAGCAAACAUAAAGAUAGAAACAGCCCUCUGUGAGCGGGCAAAUCUACCCAGAAACAUGAUAGAAAACAGCAUGUUUGAAGAAGAGCCUGAUGUCGUUGACCUGGCCAAAGACUCAACUUCCUUCCCUACGUUUCCUCCCCUAGACCCCGAUGAUGUGGUGUAUGAACCGCGUAGCUCUCGGCUUCUUGUCCGAGGCCUGGGAGAGAAUGACUUGGAUGAUGAAGAGGAGGACUGUGAAUCUUCUGCUCGGCUCCUCGGCAUGUCCUUUAUGAACCGUAGCUCAGCUCAGAGAGUUGCCGCUUCAUCUUACACACGCCAGUCUCAGUCCAGGUCCUGCUCCCGACCCUCAGCACGCACCAUGGUUGUAUGUGUGCUCCUAUUAGUUAUAGUUGUCUCUAUGACAAUGGUACUGUACCUGUUACCAGAAUGUACUUUUACCAAGAACGGAUGCCCUAAACAGAACAAGACCAGUCCCCCUGAGUCACUCUAUCCCAUUUCCACUAAUGGGGAAGUAUUUCCUUGGGCACAGCUGCGACUGCCUCAAAGCAUACGCCCCCUCAACUACGAUCUCACCCUCAACCCCGACCUGGACAAAAUGACAUUCACUGGCCACAAUGUCAUCACAAUGUUUGUACGACAUGGCACUAAACACAUUGUUCUGCACAGCGUGAAUCUGAAUAUUACUAAAUCCACAUUUAAGCUUGGUGAUGGGAAGGCCACUGAUGUAACUGUUCUAGAGUAUAAACCAAAUCAACAGAUAGCUGUUAAGUUAACAGAGGAGCUCAAGGCUGGCCAGCGCUGUGUUUUGACUAUAGAUUAUUCAGCUAACCUGUCACACACUUAUGAUGGAUUUUACAACAGCUCAUACACUGACAAAGAAGGAAACAAAAAAGUGCUGGCUGCAACACAGUUUGAACCUCUGUCGGCAAGAAAGGCGUUUCCAUGCUUUGAUGAGCCCUCUUUCAAAGCCACUUUUCUAAUUAAAAUCAGUCACAAAGCGGACUACAUGGCUCUCUCCAACAUGCCCAAGGCAAAAACAACAAAGUUAUCAAACAAUUUGGUUCUGGAUGAAUUUGAGAAGACCAGUGUCAACAUGAGUACUUACCUUGUAGCUUUUAUUGUUGCCAAUUUCACACCAAUCAGCAAACAUGUCUCCAAUACCUUGGUAUCGGUUUAUUCUGUGCCAGAGAAAAAGGAGCACACCAGCUAUGCUCUUAAUGCAGCCUCCAAACUUUUGGACUUCUACAACAACUUCUUUGAGAUUCCCUAUCCCCUCCAGAAACUUGACUUGGUAGCGAUCCCAGAUUUCCUGGCAGGUGCAAUGGAAAACUGGGGUUUAAUCACCUUUAGAGAAACAAGUCUUUUAGUGGGCUCACAGUCAUCUGCGCUCGAAAAGCAAGUGGUUGGCUCAGUUGUAGCUCAUGAACUUGCCCAUCAGUGGUUUGGAAACCUGGUGACUAUGAGCUGGUGGAAUGACCUGUGGUUGAAUGAAGGCUUUGCAACUUACAUGCAAUAUACCUCAAUACAAAAUGUUUUGCCAGAGCUGGACAUUGAAAAUUUGUUCCUUGAUGUUCGGUUAAGAGUAAUGGAGAAAGAUGCUCUGAACUCGUCUCAUGCUGUUUCCACUGAGGUUAGCACACCAGAGCAGGUGGAGGAGAUGUUCGACUCUGUGUCAUAUGAAAAGGGAGCAUCUAUUCUCCUAAUGCUGAAUGCCUCCCUCCCAGGAGAACAGCAGUUUAGGAAAGGGAUCAUACAAUACUUGAAGCAAUUCAGUGAACUAAAUACAUACACAAAUGACCUCUGGAACAGUCUCACACAGGUGGAACUGUCCUCACAACACCAGAACGUGUCUGAGAUGAUGAGUUUGUGGACAUCACAGAAGGGUUUUCCCCUGGUCACAGUCAGUUACACAGGAGAUGAAGUCAUUCUAUCCCAGGAGCACUUUUUACUAACGUCUGAUAAUGCCACACUUUCCUCCAGUUUGUGGCACAUCCCUGUGAGCUACAUCAAUGACAGCUGUAGUUUGGCUCCUGAGUGCAGACAACUGUUCACCCUAAAGACAAAAUCAGAGACAUUAAAGUUGCCAGAAAAGGUAAAAUGGUUAAAGUUGAAUUACAAAAAUACUGGCUUUUACAUUGUUGACUAUGGAAAAGAAGGGUGGAGUGAACUCUCUGAUGCUUUGGCAAAUAAUUACCAAGUACUAACAAGUGAAGAUCGAACAUCCUUGAUACACAACAUUUUUGCCCUCUCCAGGCUUGGACGUGUGUCGUUUCAGCAGGUUCACCAGCUCCUGAAAUAUUUGUCCAAUGAAACUGAGACCACUCCGAUCACAGAAGCAUUGUUACAACUCAACACCCUUUACAGACUGCUUGAUAAGCGCCAUGAGCACGAACUUGGGACUCGUUUAAAGGAGUAUAUGCUCAAUCUGUUUGGAGCUUUAAUUCAGAACCAAACAUGGGGUGAAAUAGAGCGAGUUUCAAAACAAGAACUGCGCUCAGCACUGCUAGAGACAGCCUGUCAUUUUAAUGAAGAAAGUUGCAUUGAGAAUGCCCAAGACAUUUUUAAAAACUAUGUUGAAUCUAAUGGGACUGCAAUCAUCCCUGGAGAUUUGCAGCAAGUUGUUUUCAAUGUCGCUGCACAGUCAGACAACUGGUCUACUCUGUUGACUUUAUACGGAAAUGCAAGCUAUGAUUCAGAAAAAAGAAAGAUGCUAAAGGGCUUGGCCUCUACCCAAAACCCUCAACAGAUUGUGUGGAUUUUACAAGAAGGACUCAGAGGCCAAAUAGUUCAGACUCAGGAGUUGCCUUUAGUCAUUGGCACUGUGUGUAAUGGCUUUGCUGGUUACUUGUUUGCUUGGGAUUUUAUUCAAGAAAACUGGGACAGACUCAUAGAAAAAUUUCCUGUUGGAUCUUUUGCAAUUCAAAGAAUUAUCAAGUCUGCAACCUCUCAGUUUUCCACUAAGACACACCUUGACCAGGUGCAGAAUUUCUUUUCUGGCUUGAAGGAGCGUGGAUCCAGCAUGAGGAGUGUACAGGAGGCUGUGGAGACCAUUAAACUCAACCAGCGCUGGAUGGACACUAACCUGGCCUCUUUCAGAAAAUGGCUUUAGUAACUCACUCCAUACUGGACAUGUUCUCAAGACAAAAGCAGAGUUUGCACUAUUGGAGGCCAACAUCCCAGUCCCCUUCUUACUCAGGCCAGGAACAUAACCAAAGCCUAAGAUAGACCUCAAGACCUAGUUUUGAGGUAAAUAAGGUGAUGUUGUUGACAUUGGCCCAUUUAGUACUAGAUUUUAGCUCAGGGCGGCCCUUGAUUGUAUGUCUGAUGGGCUUCUGUCAGAUCCAGUUCACACUCCUCACACUUUAUGCUGUUGACCAAACUGCUCCUGUGUUAUUAUAAUCUCAGUAUUGUGUCCAACCAGACAAUCACAAAAUCCUUAUUCAUAUGUGCUGAAUAAAAGCAACACCUGAAAUCUUUAGCAUUACAAUGAGCACAGAUGUGUUAACUGAAACAGACAGUGCCAAAUAUACAGAUAUACUCAUCAAACAGAAAAACAUUCAAGCCACUGGCUUUCUCACGUUGACAAGUAGCACUGACUACAACCUUUUUUACCUUAGUAAUAGACUGCUCAUAAAAAGCAACCUUGGGGUGCAUUAGUUGAAUGUAAUAAAACCACCCACUGUGCAAAGUGUGCUGCAGUGGAGCACAUUUAAUGGCCAUCGUGUCUUGACUUGGUGCGUGCAGUGCACAUAAAGUCACAUCUCCAACCCCACAUUAGCUUUAGCAUUAGCUGUAAGGUUUCUAGCUGUAAGCCACGCUUGCAUUGCUUAUGUAAAAACUGUAAGUAUAAUGUAAAUAAAUUAAACAUUAAUUUAAUGAUAGGUUGUGGACAAAGACGUUUAAGAGGAAACAGGAAGAUGAUCACAGGUGUCGGCAAAUACUUUUACUCCUAACUUAUUAUGCCACACAGUGAGCCUGUUGGCAUUUCAGUGUUUCAAGGGCUUUGUGUACAUGAUUGGUACAUGCAGUACCAAGAAAAUUUACUUUAUAGAAAUGCCUCUAUAUUUAUUUUAUUGUAAGUAAAAGUGUAACAACAAAGCGUGCACACAAUGUUACUUCUGUUUUUUAUAUUAUUUUAUAUUGUUACGUUGGAAAUCAAAUCACAAAAAUAUUUGCAAAUCUUUCUUGUUUCUGUUACACUUCCUCUUUAGAGAUGGGACUCACAGCUAUUGUCUGACCCCAGGCUGCCCAUUAAAGUAUGGACUGGGGGGGAUGAAUACGUAAUAAAAAAUGUAUCAGUUUUUGCAUGUCAAGAAUUCAUCUGUAAGGAUUGUUGUCCAAUCUAUUUAUUGUCUGUCUUUUUGGUGCAAAACUGAAUCAAACUUUCUACAGAUCUCAGCAGCGCCUCUUGGGCCAAAUCAAAUCCUAUGAAGGAUCUAGAAUUACCAACUUUGGGAUUCUAGCUUGGUCAUUUAUAGAUUGGCCAGAAUUACACCAAAAAUCUUAUGUUGCGUUGGAUCCAGUGUAACCACUUACAGCAAAUAGUUUUUUUUGUUUUUUGUUUUUCUUCAAAGCUCUUGGAUUAGGGGCAACAUUGUGCUGCAGUCUGCAAAUGUGCAAACAUUGCUUUUAAUUAAUGAAAUCUGACAAUAGACAUGUAGUUGGUACACAUUAUAUUUUUAUUUAUAGUGAAUACAAUUUCACAUUUACUCUCAUUUCAUCUAAACAGUUGGCAUAUCCAGAUCCACCACUAGAGGUCUUCAGAGCGUGAAGUCACUGUAUCUUUUUAUGCUGUUUUUGUUUUGAAAUUGGAUCUUUCAAAAAAGAAAAGAAAGAAAAAGGCAUACCUUUUAUUGAGAGUCUAUUCUAUAUUCUGAUUUUCUCUUUUGGGGUGCUAUUGUAAUAGUUAAUUCAAAAUAUAUAUUUGUAGUCAACCCAGGUCAUUUGAAAUAUAACUUCAAGUGAACAUCUUUGACAUUUAAAGAUAACAACACUUAUAUUUAUUACUAAAUUGCAUCUUUAUAAUGUCAGAAUACAAAACGAGCAACACUGAAAAAACUAAAUUGGCACACGAUGAAAGUAGUAACAGAACCAUUUCUCAUAACAGGAAGUUCAAGUUGUUCUGUACUCAACACAGUUAUUAAUUAGUUUUAUAUUAUUGUGAAUUGCACUUGCCAUGUCAUUAAAGUUAUAAAUCCCCACCUCAA